AUGGUCGAGGUGGUCCAGGGCAACGAAGCCAAGUAUAUACGCCACCACGUUACGACGGUAGACAUCAUCUUUCUGAGCGAGUCUGAAGCACACUCCGAGGCGUUUUAUUUGGCAGUGACGGACCGAGCGAGUCCAGACCACUGGGGCAUGUGGAAGGACGUGUUUCGAUGGCACCAGCAGGACCAGGCUUGGCUCAUUCAGGAUCCCCGGUCUGGAAUUCGGACUGUUGUCUUUAAACAAGACGCCAAGCUCCAUCCAACCCCUCGUGCAUUGGGAUACUUUGGUCCGACACAGUUCGCUCUUCAGCAUGCAGGAAUCUGGGAAGAAGUUCGAGACCAAGGGUAUCUUCUCAAGGGCCUGUCUUGGAGGAGACCAACUCAAGAGACAUCUCCGGAAAGCCGAGACUGGGGAGACCUGAUUACAUCCUGGGAUCUGACCAGAGGAUUAGCCUCGAGGGAGGGGGAAUGCGGCUAUGGCAUGACAAUACUAGGACAGAAUCAUUUGAGAGAGAUCAUCAUGCCCAAACUGAGCGCCUCGGGGCUUGCCCGGGUCCUGGUGGCGACGCACACGUGGGUUAUCAUCCCCAUUCCCGGCGAUGGUCCUCCUUUUGUGUACAUUGUUGACCCAGUCGAUUGGACCCUAUUCAGCCCAAUCCAAAAGCCUCGUGAGCAUGGACCCACCUACUAUCGUAUUACUGUACCUAUGGCUCCCGAGCAGUGUUGCUUCCUGGGCCCACGACCAGCCAAGUAUGAGGUGAUACGGUCGCAAAGGUACGAGACCCAUCAACGAAUUGUACCAUCCAUGCUCUCUGGGAGAUGUAUGUUGAUCGGCGACGCGGCGCAUCUGAAUAACCCCUGGGGAGGAUUAGGUCUUAGCACGGGGCUGCUUGAUGCAGACUCACUGGCCGACGCUCUGGCGUAUGUCAUACGACAAGGUGUAUCAACCUCAAUACUUCGGCGCUGGGCUGAUGCGCGGAGGGAAGUGUUUCUGAAGCUCGUCAACCCCAUCUCUUCGGCGAACAAGCUUCGCUGUCAUGAUACAAACCCGGACAAUCCAAACUCAGAUCCCUUCUUCAAGAUGCUAAGAAAGGAAGACAACGAGCAAGAGCUACAGGAUGUGAUGUCGGCAAUGUCAGAAAUGGCUACAGAUGUGUCGCAAUUCAUAGAUUCUCCGUACUUGUAG
Cladophialophora bantiana CBS 173.52 is the source of this 1182-nucleotide messenger RNA. RefSeq lists its product as uncharacterized. The record is from RefSeq and is a predicted model, not a curated record. NCBI's taxonomy places the organism in Eukaryota, Fungi, Ascomycota, Eurotiomycetes, Chaetothyriales, Herpotrichiellaceae. Gene Ontology annotation, biological process: ubiquinone biosynthetic process. The transcript is spliced from 5 exons. Gene Ontology annotation, molecular function: FAD binding; oxidoreductase activity. Gene Ontology annotation, cellular component: mitochondrion. Bases 1 to 1182 code for a protein of 393 amino acids.